GGGGCCGCGGGCAAGCCGAGCGGGCGGCCGAGGGGGCGGGAGACAGGAAGGAGGGAGCGCGCCGAGGGAAGGGGGAGAGGUAGGGAGAGCGCGGGGGAGCGGGAGGAGGGAGCGAGGGGAGCGCCUCCCCCUGCCUCCAGUCUCCGCUUCCCCUCCGGGCUCCCGCGUCCGGGCGCGACCCGCCGCCGCCGCCGCCGCCAACGCCGCCCGCCCGCCCGCGCGCCCGCAUCAUGCCCGGCGUGGCCCGCCCGCCGCUGCCGCUGCCGCCGCUGCUGCUGCUGCCGUUGCUGCUGCUGCUGCUGCUGCUCCUCCCGCGCCCCGGCCGCCCGCUCGACCUGGCGGACUACACCUAUGACCUGGGGGACGAGGACGAGCCGGAGCCCCUCAACUACAAAGACCCCUGCAAGGCGGCUGCCUUCCUCGGGGACAUUGCCCUGGAUGAGGAGGACUUGCAGGCCUUCCGAGCGCAGCAGGCCACGGCUCUCAGACAGCACGCCAGCCACAAGGCUUCCAUCAGAACUGCAGGGAACUCCUCUGCCCUGGAGAGCCAGAGCACCACUGGGCGACCCCAGCGGAGAAGCCAGGGGAGGCGGAGGAGCCGACCCCGCAGCCGGAGAGCUGCCACGUCCAGGCCAGAGCGUGUGUGGCCGGAUGGGGUCAUCCCCUUUGUCAUUGGGGGCAACUUCACUGGCAGCCAGAGGGCCGUCUUCCGGCAGGCUAUGAGGCACUGGGAGAAGCACACCUGUGUCACCUUCUUGGAGCGCACAGAUGAGGACAGCUAUAUCGUGUUCACCUACCGGCCCUGCGGGUGCUGCUCCUAUGUGGGUCGCCGUGGUGGGGGCCCCCAGGCCAUCUCUAUCGGCAAGAACUGUGACAAGUUCGGCAUCGUGGUGCACGAGCUGGGCCACGUCAUCGGCUUCUGGCACGAGCACACGCGGCCUGACCGGGACCGCCACGUCUCCAUCGUGCGCGAGAACAUCCAGCCAGGGCAGGAGUAUAACUUCCUGAAGAUGGAGGUGCAGGAGGUGGAGAGUCUGGGGGAGACCUACGACUUCGACAGCAUCAUGCACUAUGCUCGGAACACGUUCUCCAGGGGCAUCUUCCUGGACACGAUUGUCCCCAAGUAUGAGGUGAAUGGGGUGAAGCCUCCCAUUGGCCAGAGGACGCGGCUCAGCAAGGGGGACAUCGCUCAGGCCCGCAAGCUCUACAAGUGCCCAGCCUGCGGAGAGACCCUGCAAGAGAGCACAGGCAACUUCUCCUCGCCCGAGUACCCCAACGGCUACUCGGCCCACAUGCACUGCGUCUGGCGCAUCUCUGUCACGCCCGGGGAGAAGAUCAUCCUGAACUUCACGUCCAUGGAUCUGUACCGCAGCCGCCUUUGCUGGUACGACUACGUGGAGGUCCGUGAUGGCUUCUGGAGGAAGGCGCCCCUCCGAGGUCGCUUCUGUGGAGGCAAACUCCCUGAGCCCAUUGUCUCCACCGACAGCCGCCUCUGGGUUGAAUUUCGCAGCAGCAGCAACUGGGUCGGGAAGGGCUUCUUUGCUGUCUACGAAGCCAUCUGUGGGGGAGACGUGAAGAAGGACAACGGCCACAUCCAGUCGCCCAAUUACCCAGACGAUUACCGGCCCAGCAAGGUCUGCAUCUGGCGGGUCCAGGUGUCGGAGGGCUUCCACGUGGGCCUCACCUUCCAGUCCUUCGAGAUCGAGCGCCACGACAGCUGUGCCUACGACUACCUGGAGGUCCGCGACGGCCACAGCGAGAGCAGCACUCUCAUUGGGCGCUACUGCGGCUACGAGAAGCCUGAUGACAUCAAGAGCACGUCCAGCCGCCUCUGGCUCAAGUUUGUCUCCGACGGCUCCAUCAACAAAGCUGGCUUUGCGGUCAACUUUUUCAAAGAGGUGGACGAGUGCUCCCGGCCCAACCGCGGGGGCUGUGAGCAGCGCUGUGUCAACACCCUGGGCAGCUACAAGUGCAGCUGUGACCCCGGCUACGAGCUGGCCCCCGACAAGCGGCGCUGCGAGGCCGCCUGUGGUGGGUUCCUCACCAAGCUCAACGGCUCCAUCACCAGCCCUGGCUGGCCCAAGGAGUACCCCCCCAACAAGAACUGCAUCUGGCAGCUGGUGGCCCCCACCCAGUACCGCAUCUCUCUGCAGUUCGACUUCUUCGAGACGGAAGGCAAUGAUGUGUGCAAGUACGACUUCGUGGAGGUGCGCAGCGGGCUCACUGCCGACUCCAAGCUGCACGGCAAGUUCUGCGGCUCCGAGAAGCCCGAGGUCAUCACCUCCCAGUACAACAACAUGCGCGUGGAGUUCAAGUCCGACAACACGGUCUCCAAGAAGGGCUUCAAGGCCCACUUCUUCUCAGACAAGGACGAGUGCUCCAAGGACAACGGAGGCUGUCAACAGGACUGUGUCAACACCUUCGGGAGCUACGAGUGUCAGUGUCGCAGUGGCUUCGUCCUCCAUGACAACAAGCACGACUGCAAGGAAGCUGGCUGUGACCACAAAGUGACGUCCACCAGUGGCACCAUCACCAGCCCCAACUGGCCUGACAAAUAUCCCAGCAAGAAGGAUUGUAGCUGGGCCAUCACCAGCACCCCUGGGCACCGGGUCAAGCUGACCUUCAUGGAGAUGGACAUCGAGUCCCAGCCCGAAUGUGCCUACGACCACCUGGAGGUGUACGAUGGGCGUGAUGCCAAGGCGCCCGUCCUGGGCCGCUUCUGUGGGAGCAAGAAGCCGGAGCCCGUCCUGGCCACGGGCAGCCGCAUGUUCCUGCGCUUCUUCUCGGAUAACUCGGUGCAGCGGAAGGGCUUCCAGGCAGCCCACUCCACGGAGUGUGGAGGCCAGGUGCGGGCAGAGGUGAAGACCAAGGACCUUUACUCCCACGCCCAGUUCGGCGACAAUAAUUACCCCGGAGGAGUGGACUGCGAGUGGGUCAUCGUGGCCGAGGAGGGCUAUGGUGUGGAGCUUGUGUUCCAGACCUUCGAGGUGGAGGAGGAGACGGACUGUGGCUACGACUACAUGGAGCUCUUCGACGGCUACGACAGCACAGCCCCCAGGCUGGGGCGCUACUGUGGCUCAGGGCCCCCCGAGGAGGUGUACUCUGCGGGAGAUUCCGUCCUGGUGAAGUUCCACUCGGACGACACCAUCACCAAGAAAGGCUUCCACCUGCGCUACACCAGCACCAAGUUCCAGGACACACUGCACAGCAGGAAGUGACAGUGGCCGGUACUGGCCUGCUGCCCUCGGCCAUCUGGACAGAGCAGCGGGGACUGGGUGGAAGUCGGGCACCCGGGCCCCCGCCCCCGAGGCUGCCCGCAGGAAGCGGGGAACUGGACUCCUUCCAGAGCGGGUCCCCACAGCCCUUCAGCCCUCACUGUGAUGGGGCGGGACCAGAGCCCUCACUGACACACUUGAAGUGGCCCCUGCUGGGGGCCCAGCCUUGGGAGGGCUGCCCACUGGACCCGUCCAGCUGGGGGGAUCUGCAUUGUAGCACGCGUGCCCCCCGCCCCCGCUCCAACCUCCACUUGGUUCUGUUCUAAGCCUCUGCGACCCCCUGUCUCCAGGGGCUGAGCUGCUUCUUUACACGGCCCCCCGGAAUGGGGGUAGGGAGAGGAAGGGGAGGGGGAGGGGGAACCAGACAGGCUGGCCUGCCACUCCCGGGGCACGCAG
Molecule: messenger RNA, 3671 nt
Organism: Sorex fumeus (smoky shrew)
Lineage: Eukaryota; Metazoa; Chordata; Mammalia; Eulipotyphla; Soricidae
Gene: BMP1
Product: bone morphogenetic protein 1
Exons: 20
Coding region: 231-3218 (995 amino acids)
Biological process (GO): proteolysis
Molecular function (GO): metalloendopeptidase activity; serine-type endopeptidase activity; calcium ion binding
Source: RefSeq, a predicted model, not a curated record